GCUACUCAUCUUGAUCCAAUGGCUACUGUUCACUCUUCAGGAUAGUCCCAACUGGUUAGAGCUCUCCUAAGAGAAGAAGCGUUUCCCAGCGAUUAGGGUUUCUCCUUUCUUUUCCUCUCUCCAGUCUCCAUGUCCGGGGGCCCUUUCUCUAGCUGCUGUGAAUGAUUGAUCGAUGGAAGCGAAUCUCAUGGCUGAUUAUCCUCCGGCUUACAUAGAUCGUCGCCCAAAGAAACGUGCCAGAUUAGAUUGGGAUCCUUCUCAUACGCCAAAGGCUCAGCCAGGGAUAUAUUAUGGGCAAGAGGUUGGCAGUGUGUCAAGCUUUGCACAUGGAAGAUUAUUUUCUCAUCAUGAAAAUGCAUAUGUUAAGAGUCUGGCUCAAAAAGGCUCUCCCCCUUGGCGAGAUGAUGACAAAGAUGGGCAUUACAUAUUUGAGCUGGGAGAGAAUUUAACUACCCGCUGUAAUCAUGUUACUUUCCCAUGCCAAAAUGUCCCAUUUUAAUAUAUAAUUGGAUUCUUAAUGUAUAACGCUCACCAUGAACAACUUUGCGUUUUAUGUUCCCUUUUUCCGUAAUAUUUUUCUGACUUUUAUUUGCAAAUGACAAAGGAUUGCUUGGAGGUUAUCUUGUGUGGUCAUCACUGAAAACAAAGAAGCAAAACAAAUGAUAUUUUUCACAUCUCCUUUGUAGUGUAGACGUGUAGUGUUCUUUUUAAAAUGCUAUCAAAUGCAAGAAGACUUGUACUUUAAUAAUAUAUUUCAGUUUUCUUAGAUACAAAUGAACCAAAGUAGAGCUUCAUGAUAAAUCUGAAAAAUAUAUUCUUACCAAGUGUCCAUCAUGGACAUUACCUACCUCUAAUUUCCUUCAUAAUGAGGCUAGGUAUAUCAACCAGCCAGUUAAUUUCUUACUUUAUGCCCUUGAUUGCAUUGUUUUAUGCCUGCAUUUUAAAAUUAUUCUGCUCUUAUCAUUUACAGUUCAAGUCAACUUAAUUCUGAGUUGUAUUAUGAUGUCAAUAUCCUUAUUCCUUUAAUUAAUUUGUGUGUUCAUUACGUAGGAUUUAAGGAAUGUAAACAAAUAAGUGGUUUUACUUGUUUGAUAUUUUAUAUAGUGUCCUUAUUUUGUACUUCUACCUUUUUUUGCAGAUAAGAUCCUCCGGAAGAUCGGAGAAGGUACCUUUGGUCAAGUUCUGGAAUGCUGGGAUAGGGAGCAAAAAGAGUUAGUAGCCAUAAAAAUUGUCCGCAGCAUUAAAAAAUAUCGCGAGGCAGCAAUGGUAGAAGUUGAUGUGCUUCAGUUGCUUGGAAGAUAUGAUAGAAAUGGCAGUCGGUAAGUGUAUAUCUGUUUUAUCUACUCGCUUGGAUUUUGAUUCGAUGUUGUGAUUAAAAGAGUUCAUUCCUUGCAGUUGUGUUCAAUUACGGAACUGGUUUGAUUACCGUAACCAUAUAUGUUUAGUGUUUGAGAAGCUUGGACCGAGUUUAUUCGAUUUCCUACGGAAAAACAAUUAUCGCUCAUUUCCAGUUGAUCUAGUUCGUGAGAUUGCCAGACAACUGUUGGAAUGUGUAGCAUGUGUGUAGUCAGAUUCUGCCAUUUUUUUAACCUUUGCCAUUCCGAUGGCUUUGUGUUCUCUAGGACCACCAUGUUUUGAAUGCUAUCCUUUUCUUUUAGAUACUUAGCUCUACAGUUCUUUGUAUUUGUUUCAAAGCUAAAGCUUCAAUCAUUCUGUUAGCACACUGCUUUCUUUUCAUGUUAAUGUGCAUAUAUCUUGAGUUAAAAUGUUUCUGGUUCUUGAUUUUUUCAAAACUUUUUUUUUUCCAGUCAUGCAUGAUAUGCGACUUAUACACACUGAUCUGAAGCCUGAGAAUAUACUCUUUGUAUCUCCAGAAUACAUAAAGCUACCUGACUAUAAGGUUGCACCAUGGCCACCUAGAGAUGGAUCAUUUUAUAAGAGAUUACCAAAAUCAAGUGCUAUUAAAGUAAUUGAUUUUGGUAGCACAGCAUAUGAGCGAAAAGACCACAAUUAUAUUGUCUCAACUAGACACUAUCGCGCGCCUGAGGUUAUCCUUGGUCUUGGAUGGAGUUACCCAUGUGACAUGUGGAGUGUUGGUUGUAUAUUGGUGGAAUUAUGCGCGGGUGAAGCUUUAUUCCAAACACAUGAGAACUUAGAGCACCUUGCCAUGAUGGAGAGGGUUUUGGGUCCUUUUCCACCUCAAAUGUUGAAAAGAGCUGGUCGACAUGCUGAGAAAUAUGUGAAAAGGGGUAGACUUGACUGGCCCGAAGGUGCAGCCUCCAGGGAUAGCAUUAAGGCUGUCAUGAAAUUGCCCCGUCUUCAGAAUUUGGUGAUGCAGCACGUGGACCAUUCGGCAGGUGACCUUAUUGACCUUUUGCAAGGGCUCCUUCGGUACGACCCUACCAUUAGGACAACAGCUCGCAAUGCACUCAAGCAUCCUUUUUUCACCUGUGACCAUUUGAGGAGGUCGUAAAAGGGCACCGUGGAUGAUUUGUUCCCCCCCCCCUACAACACAUCAAGGUGCGUAUUAUUGCACCUCGCCUUUGCUUUUUGUGUGGAUUCCUUGAAAAGCGGGACCCGUUCGCCCCAAGUCUUUAGAGCCUCGUGUAAAUGAUGUCAUCCGGAGAAAGCCCCUCAGUUUCCAUGUUGUGAUCUUGUGGUCCUGGUGUCAUUGCACCCAUAAGUUUUGUAAGAGCAGCU
Cuscuta campestris is the source of this 2700-nucleotide messenger RNA. Lineage: Eukaryota; Viridiplantae; Streptophyta; Magnoliopsida; Solanales; Convolvulaceae. The record is from the annotation of a GenBank genome assembly.